UGAUUUCACGUCAGUGUUCCCCGUCCUGUUUUGGUGGGAGGUCAGGAUUUGAGCCAACGUCCUGGUCCAGUCUGAGCUGACUGAAGGUGGGUCCGGUCCGGUCCAAUCCACCUGUGAGGAACAGAAGGAGAGGAAACAGUUUGUCCACAAAGCUGGGAACAGAAGGACGUGGAGCAUCGUUGUGAGCCAUGGCGGAUCCUGUGAACCCUUCACAUGCUACAUUUGACCUUUUUGUCCAAGCCAAGACAUGUCAGGAAGUGAAAAAACACUUCAUCGAGCUCUGCCGGCAACUGCAUAUUGAUCCUAAAGAUUUUAGGAGCUUCUACACAAAAAUAAAGGAAAGACUGAACUACUGGAAGGCCAAAGCUUUAUGGACCAAGCUGGACAAGAGAGCAUCUCAAGAAGCUUACCAGCAAGGAAAAGCCUGUCUCAAAAACAAGUGUUUGGUGCUGGGUGCUGGCCCAUGUGGGCUGAGGACAGCCAUCGAACUGUCCCUGCUAGGGGCUCAGGUGGUGGUGCUGGAGAAGAGAGGGGAGUUCACCAGGAACAAUGUUCUCCACCUGUGGCCCUUCACCAUCUACGACCUCCGAGAGCUCGGAGCCAAAAAGUUCUAUGGCAAAUUCUGCUCUGGCUCUCUGGAUCACAUCAGCAUCCGUCAGCUGCAGUUGAUUCUACUGAAGGUGUGUCUUCUCCUCGGGGUGGAGGUGCACACCGAAGUGGAGUUCCAGGGUUUGAUUGAGCCCACUGGUGAAACUGGUUGGAUGGCCAAACUGCAACCUCAGAGUCAUCCUGCAACAGCUUUCCAGUUCGACGUCUUCAUCUCUGCUGGUGGAGGCAGGUUUGUCCCUCAUGGUUUUAAGCACAAGGAGAUGAGAGGAAAGCUGGCUAUUGGCAUCACAGCCAACUUCAUCAACGGGAACACUGCUGCCGAGGCGCAAGUAGCAGAGAUCAGUGGUGUGGCCCGCAUCUAUAACCAGAAGUUCUUCCAAGAACUGCUCAAUCAAACAGAUAUUGAUUUGGAGAAUAUUGUCUACUACAAAGAUGACACCCACUACUUUGUCAUGACUGCCAAGAAGAAGAGCUUGCUGAAGAAGGGGGUCAUUAAACAGGACUACAGCAACGCAGAACAGCUGCUGGCUCCUGCAAACGUGGAUCAUGUCGCUUUGUGCAUUUAUGCUCAUGAUGCUGCGUACUUCUCCACUGGUGGCAAACUGUCUGACCUCCAGUUUGCCCAGAAUCAUGCAGGCCAGUCAGAUGUGGCCAUGUUCGACUUCACCUGCAUGCACCGCUCUGAGAAUGCCUCUCAUGUCCGUGAGAGGAGGGGCAAGAAGCUGUUGAUAGCUCUUGUUGGAGACUGUCUGGUGGAGCCCUUCUGGCCUCUGGGGACAGGCAUAGCUCGUGGAUUCUUUGCUGCCUUUGAUACAGCGUGGAUUGUGAAGAGCUGGGGUAUGGGUGUCCCACAUCUAAAGGUCCUAGCUGAGAGAGAAAGUAUUUACCAGCUCCUCUCCCAGACCACACCUGAAAACACCAGCAAGAACUACUCUCAGUACAGCAUCGACCCUAAAACACGAUACCAGAGAGUCAACCUGUCGUCCAUCCAGGCUCACCAGGUCCAGCACCUAUAUGAUGGUGAUAAAACCCGUCCAUCCAGCACAACACAGGACAGCCAGUGUGUCAUGCGUCGAGAUCCAGCCAGUGGUUUUGAGGAGUUGUUGAAAUGGUGCGUGAAACACACCAACGGCCAUAAGAACGUGAAUGUAAAAGAUUUUACCCAAUCCUGGAGGUCCGGGCUGGCUUUGUGUGCUCUCAUUCACCACUUUAGACCCAAGCUGAUGUAA
Messenger RNA from Nematolebias whitei (Rio pearlfish), 1838 nucleotides. RefSeq names its product F-actin-monooxygenase mical1. Gene Ontology annotation, molecular function: protein binding; FAD binding. Bases 189 to 1838 code for a protein of 549 amino acids. NCBI's taxonomy places the organism in Eukaryota, Metazoa, Chordata, Actinopteri, Cyprinodontiformes, Rivulidae. The record is from RefSeq and is a predicted model, not a curated record. The transcript is spliced from 13 exons.